GCAGAUGAACAAACGUUUUCGCAAACAAAUCCAAAUUAUAUGUGACCAGCUGCAUAUACGUGUAUGUGUCAACGAUAAAACUCGAUCCUCCAGAAGUCGGACAUGAUGUUCCACAAAGAAAACACAGGCAGAGCUGUGACCGAGUUGAGUCGGUAGAUUGUGCCUUCAACCCGUCUAGACUCACCGUUCGCCGAUAAUAGAAGAAGCUCGAUCACUUGAUUGUAUAUCUAGACAUUGAUCUCUCGGUCAAAGUAAUGGAUUUUCCUCUCGGAUUGGGUUUAGUACCGCUACUGUGGGCUAUCUUUACGCUAGCAGGAGUGCUAUUUUGCUAUUUCUACUCGGUUUUUGUCGGCCAUGUUUACCCUUUAGUGCCAUCCAUCAGCAACACCGGUACAAGGAGACCCGAAGGUGAUAUAUUUGCCGAAAUUAUGAACAUCUCGUCAUUCCUUUGCUUCGUCAUCAUGUACAUAAGAUACAUUCAAGUUAGGUACAAGGCGGCAAAAUCUUACGAGAAUAUUGAGCGAGUAAACUUGGUCUCACUCAUCGCUGGAGCAACGAACGUUAUUGGCAUCACUUUAGUUGCAAAUUUCCCAUCAGUCCAGGACACCACCUCCGCGACAGUACACGACAUUGGUGCUGUCUUGACGUUCAUUGCUGCGGCAAUCUACAGUAUAUUGCAGUCUUUUAUAACUUGGAAACUUCAUGCUUUCGACAUGGAUGAUCGUUUGGCCUGGAUAUAUCGACUCAUAAUUACAUGCAUUAUGAUUACAGCUGGAUCUUUGUUCCUGAUGUUUUCCUUGAUUGCCUAUGCAGAAUUCAAGGACAGUCAUCCAUCUCACACAAUUUUGCGUUGGAACCAGAAUGAUGGUGGUUAUGAACUACACGUGUUUAGCAAUGUCUGUGAAUGGAUUGGCGCCAGUUGUUUUCUGCUUUUCCUAGUUAGUUACUUAAAGGAAUUCCAGGAAAUACAAAUUGUGACUAAAUGUAUCCCGAAAAGUCUUAAUUCGGUGAAAUCGACGGAAGAAGAACUUCAGGAAAGUUCCUAAGCUUACAUGAUUGACUUAAUUAUAUUCGCUGGUCAAUAUAAGUUUUGAUAAAAUUGGUAUUUUACAUGAAUUUGUAAAGAAAAGUAUUUCAACAGAAAUAUAGAAAGUAUAAUGGCCAAAAUGCUGGAAACUACAAUAUACGUUCUAUCACGAAAAGUGGUUCCACCAAAACAUUUGGUCGGUUUCGUGAUAAAACUAAUAAUCUAGAGAUCUUUAUUAAAAAGCCAGAAUUAUGAGGUUGGUUGAAGAUAAUCCAUACUUCUCAUUGGCCAAUGUGCCCAGACUGCCAAUCAGGAACAUACUUUAGUGGAGCUACUUUAAAUAGGGAAAUAGUAAUUUUUAAACUUAUUACGUCAUUUGAAGAAGCCUUUCAAAUCUCAAAUGUACCUUCCAAAAUUUGUUCAAAAAUAAUUUGGAAUAGGACUGCUUGCACCUCUAGCAUAUAUAUCAACCACCAUUUCUUAACUAUCUCUCCCAACCAUGUAUCCCGAAAAUUUCU
Molecule: messenger RNA, 1545 nt
Organism: Dendronephthya gigantea
Lineage: Eukaryota; Metazoa; Cnidaria; Anthozoa; Malacalcyonacea; Nephtheidae
Product: DNA damage-regulated autophagy modulator protein 1-like
Exons: 2
Coding region: 255-1046 (263 amino acids)
Source: RefSeq, a predicted model, not a curated record